UCCACAUUUCUACGUUACAAAUAUAUGAUGAGACUUGCUUUUUAAAUUUUAUGCAUUCUAUAAACUAUAAAAACAACUAAAUAGCCUAGCCUAAAAGCUUGCAUUGCAACUAAACAUAGUUUAUUCAGAGUUUUAGGAAAUGGGUAAGGAACGGAGUUCCCAAAACCCAACAAAUAUCCAUUUUGUCGAUAUCCAUGAAGUAUUUCAUGAAGAAGAUGAAGAGGAAGAAGAAGAAGAAGUGAAACAAGGUACUAAAAUGGCAGAAAAACCACGGUCAAACCGGCCACAGUUGACCAGGCUUCGAGAUGGCAAAAGAAGUAAUAAUAUUCACAGGGGUUUCAGCAGGCAAGUGUCACUAGAAACAGGCGUCUCCAAGCUUAACAAAGCACAGAAUGAACAAAAAACGCUUCCAAGAAGUGGAAGAAGUUUUGGAGGGUUUGGUUCGUCUCAUAGUCAUGGAGUUGACUCAAAUUACAAGAAAGGAGAUUUUAAUAUGUUCAGAACAAAAUCCACUUUAGGAAAACAGAACUCUUUUAUGUUGCCAUUGAGAAAAGAAAGUGGGGUUGAUCAGUUUCAGAAGAAUGGUGAUGAAGGUGUUGGACUUCUUGAUGAAUCUCUUAAUAAAAGUGUUCCUGCUGGUAGAUACUUUGCUGCUCUUACAGGACCCGAACUUGAUCAAGUCAAGGAUACCGAAGACAUUCUUCUACCGAAAGACAAACAAUGGCCAUUUCUACUUCGAUUCCCAAUUGGUUGUUUUGGUAUGUGUCUAGGGUUAAGCAGCCAAGCGAUACUAUGGCACAACCUUUCAAUCAGCCCAGCCACCGAGUUUUUACAUAUUCCACCAUAUAUUAACCUUGUUCUUUGGAUCUUGGCACUAUUGGUCCUUGUAUGUGUGACUACUACUUACCUUCUGAAAUGCAUAUUCUACUUUGAAGCGAUUAGAAGAGAAUACUUCCACCCUGUUCGUAUCAACUUCUUUUUUGCACCAUGGGUGGUGUGCAUGUUCUUGGCGAUAGGGGCUCCACCUAUGAUAUCUCAAAAGAAGCUUCACCCAGCGUUAUGGUGUGUGUUCAUGAUACCUUAUUUCCUUCUCGAGCUUAAAAUCUAUGGGCAAUGGCUUUCUGGAGGGAAGAGAAGGCUUUGUAAAGUGGCUAACCCUUCUUCUCAUUUAUCGGUUGUUGGGAACUUUGUUGGAGCAGUUUUGGCUGCGAAAGUUGGGUGGAAAGAACCAGGGAAGUUUCUUUGGGCAGUUGGGUUUGCUCAUUAUCUUGUCCUUUUUGUGACAUUGUAUCAGAGAUUGCCUACAAGUGUAGCUUUGCCUAAGGAGUUGCAUCCUGUUUACUCCAUGUUUAUUGCAGCUCCAUCUGCUGCUAGUAUUGCUUGGGAGGCUCUGUAUGGUGAAUUCGAUGGGUCUGCAAGGACUUGCUACUUCAUUGCACUGUUUCUUUAUAUCUCUCUUGUUGUACGACUCAAUUUCUUUUGGGGAUUCAGGUUUUCAGUAGCUUGGUGGUCUUACACGUUCCCAAUGACUACCAUUUCAAUCGCAGCAAUCAAAUACGCAGAAUAUAAUCCGAGUGUCGAAAGCAAGGGAAUUGCAUUGACACUGUCGUUUCUCUCAUCAACCAUGGUGUUGGUCCUAUUUGUAUCUACCUUACUUCACGCGUUUUUUUGGCAGACUUUAUUUCCUAAUGAUCUCGCCAUUGCAAUCACUAAGACGAGACAUAUCAGAGACAGAGAGAAAAAACCUAUGAAUUUGAAGCGCUGGGCAAAGCAGUCCUUGGUGUCGAUCAGAAAGAACGGUUCAGGAGAUAAGCAAACACUUGAGAAAGAAUAAGAACAAAUCGAAUAUCAAGUUGUGAGAUUCGUAUAGGUAAUUGAAGCCAUGAGCCUUCUAUAGUUUGUGAUUUUCAUAUGAAUGUAUUAAACAAGUCCGAUCUAUCAUCAAAUGCAAAUGUAAUGCUAUUGUAUCUUCCUAGAUUAAUUAAUUGAACGUAUAC
This is a messenger RNA of Lactuca virosa, 1997 nucleotides long. The record is from the annotation of a GenBank genome assembly. NCBI's taxonomy places the organism in Eukaryota, Viridiplantae, Streptophyta, Magnoliopsida, Asterales, Asteraceae.